UUGGCCUUGGGUGAUCCCCGCGGCUCCAGCCUGGACCCCGGCUUUCCCAGCGAGGACUCGGAGGCAGGAACACCGGGGGAUGCCGCCGGGCCGGGGGAGCGACUGAAAGCCGGGGAGGCGCCUUCCCUCAGGGCUGUCACCCCCCGGGGCUCCGGAGCCCGGCUGGAGAGGCGGCCGCCGGGAGUUGCGCGGGGCGCCGGGACCUUUGUUUUCUGUACCGUCUAUCUGGCCGACGACGAGGCGAUUUAUGCCACAGCCUCCCGCGCGGGCUCCGCCGAGGCUAUGCGAGAGCGCGGCCGGGACGCCGGGGGGCUCGCGCUGCGCCUAGGACUCUUCGGCCGCCCCGGGAUGCUGCACAGGGCCAAGUACAGCCGCUUUCGGAACGAGUCCAUCACGUCCUUGGACGAAGGCAGUCCCGGCGGCGCCGCGGGCAGCAAGGGCUCGCCGCAGCCUCCCUGCCCGGCCCUGGCCCCGCACCUGCCGGCGGAGGAUGCGGCCGCGCCGGCCCAGGAGGGCCCCACCCCGCUGUGCGCCUUGAUCCCGCGCAUGGCCAGCGUGAAGCUCGCCAACCCAGCCGCCCUGCUGAGUCUGAAAAACUUUUGCUUGGGUACCAAAGAGGUACCCCGGCUGAAGCUUCAGGAAAGCCAGGACCCGGCUCCCAGCAGCCCGGCUUCCCCCGAAAACAGCCUGCAUAGACCCGGGUCUGCACCCCAGCCCCGGCGGGACGCGGCGGGGCCCCGGGCGACCGGCUCGGCUCCCGAGGCCUGUCCCCUCCCCGGCCCUGGGGGGCCCACCCCGAGGCGCGGGCAGGACAGGCACUUUCUGCAGCACCUGCUGGGGACGGGCAUGAACUACUAUGUGAAGUACAUGGGCUGUAUUGAAGUGCUGCAAUCAAUGAGGUCACUGGAUUUUGGAAUGAGAACUCAAGUUACAAGGGAAGCAAUAAGUCGUCUGUGUGAAGCUGUCCCUGGGGCAAACGGAGCCAUUAAAAAACGGAAGCCUCCAGUUAAGUUCCUAUCAACAGUUCUUGGCAAAAGUAAUCUUCAGUUUUCUGGAAUGAACAUAAAACUGACCAUCUCAACAUGCAGCCUCACACUGAUGAAUCUUGACAACCAACAGAUUAUUGCAAAUCAUCACAUGCAGUCUAUUUCAUUUGCCUCUGGAGGGGAUCCUGAUACUACAGACUAUGUUGCCUACGUAGCUAAAGAUCCAGUUAAUCAACGAGCCUGCCACAUAUUGGAAUGCCGCAACGGGAUGGCCCAAGAUGUCAUAAGUACCAUAGGGCAGGCUUUUGAGCUCCGGUUUAAACAAUAUUUGAAAAAUCCUUCUUUGAGUACUUCUUGUGAAAGUGAGGAGGUGCAUGUUGAUGGCCAUGCUGAGGACAGAGAAGAUCAUGAGUAUUACAAUGAGAUACCAGGAAAGCAGCCACCUGUGGGUGGUGUUUCAGAUGUGCGGGUCAGAGUUCAAGUCACAGAACAAAUGGCUUACUGCCCCAUACGCUGUGAAAAGUUGUGCUAUUUGCCUGGAAACUCCAAGUGCAGCAGUGUCUAUGAGAACUGUUUGGAGCAAAGCAGGGCAAUCGGUAACGCCCACGAGAGAGCCGUGCAGUCCCAGAGCGACGCCUCCUUAUUGAAGCCCACCUGCCGGGUGGACCUGUUCGACGAUCCCUGCUACAUCAACACGCAGGCUCUUCACAGUGCACUCGGCCCUGCCCGAAACCAAAGCCCAGCUCAGCCGCCGGGGAGCCCGUGGCACCGUGAGAAAGCACCAGAAACCGUCCAGCCAGGUGCCACCGCCCAGACUGCCAGCUCACAUUCUUUGCCACACAUUCAGCAGCAGCUGCGGCAUGAAGACUGCUACCAUGGCAAGCUGAGCAGGAAGGCGGCAGAGAGCCUCUUAGUGAAGGAUGGCGACUUUUUGGUUCGCGAGAGUGCAACAUCUCCUGGCCAGUAUGUGCUGAGUGGGCUCCAGGGAGGCCAGGCCAAACAUCUUCUCCUGGUGGAUCCUGAAGGCAAGGUGAGGACCAAGGACCACAUAUUUGAUAACGUCGGCCACCUUAUCAGGUACCACAUGGAUAACAGUUUGCCAAUCAUCUCUUCUGGAAGCGAAGUCAGCCUUAAACAACCGGUGAGAAGAGAUAAUAUUCCAGGACUUUUGCAUUUAAACAAAUGAUCAUUUGGAAAUAACCAUCGUACUGACAAUUCAAGAAACUCCUUUUUGUGUUGGGACACAAGGAUAACUAAAACUUAGUUUCUAGGUAAAACAGAAUCCAAAUUAUGAAGUGCAUCUUUCCGAGACCACCAUGGACUAACAAAAGCUGAUCUUCAGAAAGUGGAAGUCAGAAGAGGGUAAGAGGAUGGGUCCAUUUGAAAAGAAGUUACACGUAUGCACGGGUGUCACUUUUUAAGGCCGUAUUGCAUUGAUAACAAGCUCAAAGCACAAUUAAAAUCACAUGCUGAAGACAACCUGCAUGAACUGCUGGGGCAGUGGGUGUGCCUUUCACCUGGGCCAUCUGGGGACAUUUUCAUAUCGGGGAGCUUAGUUCUCAGUGUCUUCAUAUUCCAUAACUACAGAACCAUUUGCCAAAAAAGUAUAUAUAAAUGUUUUUCCUUAUUACAAAAAUAAGAAGCAGUUUGCUGGUUGGAUAUUGACUUUAUUGUAUUUUUCUGUUUGGAAGCACUUUCACUGCAAUGUUAAAACAAAUUUGACACUGAAUUUGGACUGUGUAUGGCAGUAAAAUCAAAUCAGAAGCCACCAAAAGCAUAAGUCUGUUUCAUUGGCCUGUUCCAUUUGCCGGUUAAAGGAUUGGGGUCCAGAUUGUUUGGCCUAGUGUUUCUCGGUUUUUGCUAUUUGGACUGUUUGUAUGCAGCACAUGACAAGCUGAAGAGGCCAAAGCUAGCAGUCAUUUCUGAUUUCAUCGUAUUUCUCCCUUCCUCCUUCCUGCAGCCCAAAAAGCUCAUGAGUACACGGAUUUAAAAGAUGGCAAACAAACCAGUGUUCUUUAUAUUUAAUAUCCAGAUUGGUUCCACUACUAUGUAAAAUACUGAAUUUAUUUGAAAGUAUGGGGAGAUAGCCUCCUGAUUGGCUGUGACUCAUGAUAGUCCCUCACCUACAUGUGUCCAUAGCACCUUUUCUAGACAAGAUCAGACAAAAUGCAGAAGGGAGAAAACAUAGUCAGUGAAACAGCUGGAAAAGUUUGCCACGUGUAGAAGCCCUGGUGGACUAAUGGUAUAAUUAAGCAUUGUGUAGGGACGAGCACUGGGCUGGCUGUCAUCAGUGUGACCAGGAGCAAGUUGCUCAACCUGUCUGGACUCCCAUUUCCUUGUCUAUAAAAUGAGAGAGCUGGGCUAGGUGAAUUCAGAGGUCCAUUUCAGCCCUAACAGUAUGUAAAAAGCAAUAUUUCCAUUUAUUAGGGGUCCAUGUUGAUAACUAGUCGGUACAGUAAAGGUGAGAGCUUCAGUAUUUUCCUUUAGUCUGUGUCUGUACUCAGAAUGAAUCACCCAACUGAGAUCAGCGUUCGGAGAGUGGACAUCCCAAGCCUUUCGGUCAAAAACAUUGAAACUCGGGAAGAAUCUAAGUAAAUAUGGUAGAAGUGGAUUUGGCUGUUUUGAGUAGCAGAAAACUGUGUCAGUCCUUUACUUGCCUUUGCAUAUAGAGCUGGGGCCAUUACUCCUGGGUGUUUGUUCAUUCUGAGUUAUCUCGACAACAGUCUUAACAAUUCAUGUUGGCUAUGUAGAUACAACUUAAAGUUUGUAAUUGUGAUAUAUUUGCUAAGUUUUAAAUUAAAUAUGGGAAACUUCUUUUGGAUAGAAAUAAUGAGAAAUCAAGCAUACUGAACUCUAAUAUUUUUAUGAAAAAGCUCAUGAUUUUACCUUAUUUCUUCUGCUGUUAAUUUCUUAGACAGCUUUGUUUCCUUUUAUACAACUAGGAAAUAAUGUAUUUUUCAUCAGUUUUGCAUAUACCUUAGUUCUUGCUUAUCUGUCUUCAUAAAGGGAGGGGUUCAGGAGGUAUAGAUCAUAGAAACGUAUGGGUGAUCUAAUCACCUUCAUCAGAGACAGACAGGGAAGGGCUGUGGUCUCAAUCUGGCUGAGCGGUGUUAACUGGGUAGCAAGAAAGAGUUUCUGAUACACACAGAUGCAGAGAGGAUACAUGAUGUGAGCAGUACAUCUGGGUAAUGGGUAUGUGACUAUAAUGGUAUCGUAGUCGGAUGAGCAAAUAUUGCACUUGCAAAUGCCACAGACACAGUUAAAACCAAAAGAAACAGCAAAGGAAAUGUUAGAUUGCAUGCUAUUUUAAUGAUGCACUCUUAUCUUCACCUGUCUUAAAGUGGAAAUCCGUUUGCCUAUAAAUACCUGUAAAUGACUUUUCAAAAUGAAAUAAAUGAUUAUUACUUUGUGACAA
This is a messenger RNA of Miniopterus natalensis, 4401 nucleotides long. It is a transcript of the gene SHC4, whose product is annotated as SHC adaptor protein 4. NCBI's taxonomy places the organism in Eukaryota, Metazoa, Chordata, Mammalia, Chiroptera, Miniopteridae. The record is from RefSeq and is a predicted model, not a curated record. Gene Ontology annotation, biological process: intracellular signal transduction; cell surface receptor protein tyrosine kinase signaling pathway. Gene Ontology annotation, molecular function: receptor tyrosine kinase binding. Gene Ontology annotation, cellular component: plasma membrane.